Schistocerca serialis cubense is the source of this 6633-nucleotide messenger RNA. Its product is annotated as mucin-19-like. Bases 128 to 4663 code for a protein of 1511 amino acids. The record is from RefSeq and is a predicted model, not a curated record. The transcript has 8 exons. NCBI's taxonomy places the organism in Eukaryota, Metazoa, Arthropoda, Insecta, Orthoptera, Acrididae.
GUGGCUGGCGUCAGGACACACUACCACACAGGCCUACUUGCGGAGCGCUCCGGAGACUUCGACGCGCGGUUGGAACGCGAACCACGGCUCAUUGACGCAUGAUACAGUAACUGUACCACUUGUGGCCAUGGGCCCCGCUACGUUCAUUGCCCUGCUGGCUGCUCUCCUGAUAGGAUCAGAAAAUGUUGAGAGCCAGCGCAGAGUUAUCGGCAGAGAGCCUCCUUCGACCGACGGCUGGCGCCCGGUGGCUGGCAGCACGGAGCAGCCGCGCUACAGCACGCAGGCCGUGGGCCACCCCGUGCUCGACAAGCUGAGGGCGCACCUCGAGGACGCCGAGCGCCGUAAGGUGGCCACCACGCCCACGCCCAGCGUGCUCGCCUCCUUCAGUGCGGUGGGCCCGCGGCGCGACCAGAACGCGGGCUUCUCGGGCCGCCUGGUGCCGCCCCCGCGCGACCAGCCGCCCCCCGCCACCUUCCCCGAGGACAGCCGCGACCUGUCGGCGGCGCAGCAGACGCACCCCGGGCCCUACUACCUGCACUCGCUGCUGCCGCCCCCGCGCGCCUCCGACUUCCUGCUCGAGGGGCCGGGCGCGGGCUCCGCCUCCUCCUACGUCAGCUUCCCGCCCUUCUCCAGCGACGCGUACUUUGGCGGCAGCAAGCAGCAAGCGACGCAGCAGCUCCACUUCUUCCCGCAGCAGCCGCAGGCCCAACCCCAGACACAGACACAGCAGGACGCCUUCGCCAGUCUGCCUCAGCGACACACGUAUUACCAGCAGCAGCCGCAACAGUACCAGCAACAGCAACCACAGCAGCAGCCGGACUACGUGCUGUCGACACAGCACCGUCAGCACCCGGCCGCCGUCUCGUCGCAGUACACCAGCCACCAGGCGAUUGCCGCCGCCUCACCAGGACUCGGCGCCGGGCAAGCACCAAGUGUCUUCGGCGGACGCGAGCCGGCGGCGGCCACGUCCCGGCCGCAAGGGGCGGCCCCACCCACACACACGGCAACCGCCGGCAGCGUCACCUUCCACGGCAACAUUCGCGACGAGGCGGCCUACGUGAGCGCCUCCUCGCUGGGAGGGCAGGGCCACCGCUUCGAGACCAAGCGGCCGACGGCGUCGCUGGGCAACUACUCCCCGGGCCCCUCGACGACUACCGUCACGCAGUACCCGCAGCAGGCCGUAGCGCUCUUCCAACAGCAGGCGUACACGCCGAGCUACGCGGAGCAGCCGGUGCACACGUCGGCCAGCGUCGUCGGCUUCACGCUGGGCGUGUCGGACGACCGGGGCACGACCGCGGGGAGUCAAGUGGAGACGCCCGCUCAGCUCCCUCCACAGUACUUCCAGCUGCAGCAGCAGCAGCCGCAGACGUUCCUCCGCGAGCAGCCGGGCGCGCAGACCAACUCGCUGCAGCGGCCGGGCGCCGGCGUUCGUCAACCGGACGGUGUGGCGGUCGCCGACAAGCCGGGCAGGAAGCGGCGGCCUUCCGCGGGCCAGAAGAAGCCCGCGUACGUCGAGGCCACCGGGGACGUGCAGGACGCGAGGACGCCGCCCCAGCCUCCACCGCGCCAGCACAGCACGUACGUCCUGCAACAGCAGUACCAACCGGAAACGCAGCAGAAUACACAGCAGCAGAACGCCCGGCCCGCCUCCUGGCCGCCAACGGCACCUCAGGACCACGGCGCUUCCGAGCCGACAGCUCCACAACAGGUGGCUACACAGCAGGAAGCGUCGCUGCGACAGAGCCACGAAGGUCGGAGGCGGCCACCGCAGGCUCACCAGCCGGAAGCUUCCACGCAGCAACCCGUCCAGUACCAGGAAGAGGCGGCCCAGCAAGACACGCCUCGUCAGCACGCUAGGAGGCCGCCCCAGAGACAACAGUUCUCCCCGUCUGCUCGAGGCCCGACGUCUACUCCCCAGCUGGAACAACCUGCGGCCGGUGGCGAAUACCGUCCGCAGCGCCGCCGCAGACCUACCCAGACCCGGUUUGAGCGCCCGGCAGUCACUGGACCCGGUGAGCAGGACACAGCGCAACAACAAGAAGCAGCUAUCCGUCACCAACAGACGUACUACCAGAAUACGGCCAACGAGGAUGCUGCCACUGCACCAGAUGCUGCGGGGGAGGUUCCCUCUGCACCUUCAGCACCGGCAUCCGCUGAUGGUCAAGUGCCACGUGAACAUCUUCGGAGGAGGCCACAAAACAAGCAGAAGUACCAUAUCACCAUGGAUAGCGACAAGCGGACAGUCGGUAGCAACGACUGGGAACAGACGCAGAACACUGUGAAGCCGACUCGCCCACACACGAGAAGACCAGUACAGAAACAAAACACGCAAAUCGACUUUGCUACGGAGGAGAACUCUGCUCACAGUCAGCCACAGCCCACAGCUCAUGAGGGCCGUCCGCAGCAGAGGAGAAGGCCAGUGCGUCCUCAGCACAGAAACCCUCCAGCGUCUUCGCUGAACACCUACACAGCCAGUGAGAACUAUCCCCAAACCCAAAGAGACGAAGAAACGUACACGAAUGUAGCUAACAGGCCUGAAGAAAUUCCUCGUGAAGAGGCAUCCCCAGCCGCUGCACAAAACCAGGAAGUUGAACAACAAGUUUUCACUCGGAGACCUUCUAGCAGAUAUUCUACGACUGAGAGUGUUGUCCAGGCAGCAAUAGAGUCCCAAGUCGAAGGGCAAUCUAGCCAACGCACGAGAGUUCGGCAACAGCACGUCUCCCGCAGACCUGCGCAAGGGAGCCAGCAGGAGGAACCGACUACCGUCGCCCAUUACCGGAGGCCCCUCCACCCGUCGAGGAGACCGCAGUACAAGAAGCGCGUUCGCCCGACUAGACCGCAACCGGAAUACGACAGCGAGCCGGCAAGCCAGCAGGAAACGACAAAUGACCCCGUCAGUCAGAGCGACAAUUCGGGAGAUUACGUGCAAGACUACAGGCUGGCGGAAUUGAAGAAGGUGCAGAGGCAACGGUACAAACGGCCACAGACGUCGCAAAACUUUGCUGAAGACGUGCCGGCGCGCACUGCGGCCGUUGCCAAUACGGCUUACCAGCUGCAGUCCAGCUCGCCACUGGACGCCGAGGACAAUUAUUACGCCGUGGACGAGCAGACGGCGCCUGCUCCUGCGCAGAAGUUUCGCCAGAGGGUCAACCAACAGGGGGUUAUCCGGGGCAAGACCAAAUACCACAGGGAGCAGCUGACCGAGACAGACACGCCUUUUCCAGAGCCGACGGAGCAAGUCUACGUGGAAGAACUGCCUGUACAGACGGAAUCAGAUUUCGAGAACGAUGUACUGGGAGGCGGAACCGACGCGCGCUUUCCGUCGGCGGUAGAUUUCGCCGCUGAUGAGGAAGACUCGGCCUCCGCUGUCAGCGAGCCCCCGGCGACGACGACGACGACGUCGACUACGACGAGCACCACCACAACGACGACGACUACGCCGGCACCGUCCACCAGUAGGCCUGCCAGCACCGUGUCCUCCGCUCUGGAGAAGUUGCGUCAGAGAUCAAGGUACAACGCGACGCGGCCUCGUUUCAGCGUGCGAGACUUCCAGGAGCGCCUUAACCGGCUGUCCACCAGCACUGCGGCGCCGGAGGUCUCGGCGUCAGAGACCACGGAGGCGGCGACUGUCCCGCGCUUCUCUGGGCGCACGCGUGCCUCUACGGCCGCCCCCGCAGACCCGGAGGCGGCCCGCCCCCGGCCCGCUGCCCGCGAUCCCGCCCGCGUCAACAGCGCGCGCUACAGGGCCUCUACUGCCCCCACCUCCACCACGGCUGCCACGCCCUCCACUAGGUACAAGUACAAAAGCCGCUACCGGUCCACGCUCAGCACGUCCACUACCACAGAAGACCCGACAGUAGCGACGACGUUGGCAGCGCCGACGCCGUCGGCCAUCGUCUCGCGGCCUUCGCUGCGCACUAAGGGCAUCUUCUCGGCGGUGCGGCCCAACCCUCUGCUGCGUACGGCCACCAGCGUCGCCACCACCACCAGCACGACCACGACGACCACCACCACAACGCCGACCGCACCCACCACUGUCGCCGCCGUUGCCGAGUCAGCCGACGAGACGCCGUCCGCCCCCUCGGCGCCUUCUGCUCCGGGCGUCUUCGGCGUCAGGACUGCGCAGCCGGCCGUCGGCGUGGACGACGAGCAGUCUCAGUCGCUCAGGAUUGCCGAACUGACUCUGGCGGCCGGUCCGCGAGUGCCUAGUAGCGCCGCCGUCGCCGCAGCCACUGCCGCCACGACGCCCGCGUCGCAGCCCCCUCAGCAGACGACGGACCUGCUGUCGGCCUACUGGGCGCAGCGGGAGCCUUCGGCGCCGCCCGCUCUCUCCACGCACGCCUCCCCGCACUACUCGGCCGCUGCCGCGGACAAUGAUCACCCCAGCUCUGCCGCCACCCCCGACUCCACCUCCUACCCGGCCACGGCCGCAGACUCGUUACCGGACCAGUCGUCGACGUCGCACCAGUGGAGUGACGACGCCGUCCCGCCCACGCAGAUGAUCGCCGACCUCACGUCAUCCGCUUCGGCCUCCGACUUCUUCCAGAAGUCCGUGCCCUCCCAGCACUCACUGAGGAUCACCAUGGCAACCGACGAUCCCAUCCUGCCACUCGAGGCCUUCUUCCCCUCGUGGGGUGGGAAGGAAGACAGCAACCGGCGGUAGCGAGCUAAUCGUUUAAGCCACCGCCGAGAGACUUCAUCAUAAUCACCGUCAUUGUUCAGUAUUAUUUAUUUUUCGAUAACAUUUCAGUUACGACAAGGAUUAUUUCCUAUUUGAAAUAUUUAUAUGUAAAUCGUGUACAGGAUGUACCAUAACGAUAGCGAUAAUUUCCCAGGGGUUGUAGAGUCUCCUUUGAGGAACAAGUCGAGAAUGGAGAUCCAUGGCAGGGAAAGUCACCCAUAUACGCUGCAGUGCAUCGAAGUUAGAGGGACCAACGCCUUCCGCGAGGCCGCCUCUUCAUUUAACACGUACAUGUAAAUUAUGCAAGUCACCAUAGGGUGUAUGGCAGAGAGUACCUUGUACCACUACUAGUCAUUUUCUUAUCUAUUUUUGGAAAACAUUACUGAAACAACCAGCGACUUGAUUAGAUAAUUAGAAAAAAUAAUCCGUCUUGAUCGCAAAUUUUUAUUAAAAACUAAAAAAUACAGGUGAAUGGUAGCCGGUUUCGGUCACGUCUACAUCAUCAUCGGAGUAGUUCUCUGCAGUGCAAAAGAUUACUCCCCUUAGUGAAAAGCAGGUACCAAAACUAUACAGUCUAUCUACACAACAAAGUACGAAUACACGAUCAUAAGAAACUAGAAAGGCUUUUUUAGAGUGAGGCGGUAAGCAUAGACGACAAGCGGAGCACUGACAGGUGUUGGAAGACACCCCCAGCAACUGCUAACUAGCAUCAAAAUGGUGUGCGUUAUAGAAGAGAAGCUCUGUCCCUCGCUUGCUGCAUGACAUCAUGAAUUCCAGAGACAUGGUCUGAUGAUGAACUAGGUAUAAUCGAAAGCGGUUAGCAAUGACAGGUAACUUUUAGCGUUUAAUAAAAAUUUGCCGUCAAGACUGAGUGUUAUAUGAAAUUUCCUUAUCUGUCUCCAAUCGCAAUUGAAGUGAGGAUAAAACGACUGUUACAUGGUUCCGUAUGAGCAUUAAUUUCCUUCAUUUUGUUUUCGCGGACCUCGCGCGAAAUGUACGUUGGCGGCAGUACAAUCGUUCUCCAGUCAGCUACAGUCAGCUACAAACGGUGGUUCUCCGAAUUUUCUCAGUAGUAUUCCUCGAAAUGAACGUCGUCUUCCCCCAAGACAUACCCAAGUGAGUUCAUGGAGCAUUUCCGCAAUACUCGCGUGUUAAUCGAAUCUACCGGCAACAAAUCUAGCAGCACGCCUUUGACUUGAUUCGAUGUCUUUCUUCAGCAGCAAAUAUAUGUUUUUACGCUGACGGACCUCAAGCGUAACCUCUCGCAAUGGGCUUGACAGCACUCAGUUGGUUAGAUGGGAUCGAACGCAUCCGCAUCUGCGACAACAGCAUCGCUGAUGUUCUGUGAGCGCUAAAAGUCGCGUUUGCUUGUAGUCUAACGGAAUGCGUUAAACCGUACGAAUACAACGUUUUACAGCGCCGUUGCAAGACAAUUUACAGACACGAGUUCCUAUCCUCACCUUGUUCCUCAAGGUACUCUCUAUGAACCUUCCAAGUUUUUCGGUAUCAUUUUGUACACAUUGUUUGACUCAAAUGUGUGGUGCUCAGUGAUGUACUUUCUCCAGGAAAAACAAUCGAAGGGUUAAUUUAUUGCCAAUCAUUAAGUGAUUAGUUAUUGACAGCGUUAUUUGAACGAAAAGGGGGUAGGGUUCAAGUCUCUUGCAGACAGCAUGUCUUUCAUACAUUCAUAAGCAAGAGUCAUUUAAAAAGCAUUUAAUGUGUUCGGCUAACAACAUUACCCGCACACAUGUGGACUUAACAGAGACGUCAUAUUGUGAUGUGUUGCGGAAUUUGUUUUGAGCCACGGAACGUACUGGAAGCUUUGUUUGUGUAAUUGUCAUUAUGUAUUUAUUAGUUUACGUAAGUAUAAGAAGGAGAUUCAGUGCACAUGUGAUUCAUCCAUACCAUCCAAGUAUCUUAUCGCUUCCUUUUUCAGAGUAAAUUAUGUACAA